CCCGGCCCGGGCCCGCUGCGGGAGCCGGGCGGAGGCCGGAGCCGGGAGCCGCAGGAGAUGGACAAACUGACCAUCAUCUCAGGAUGCCUCUUCCUGGCCGCCGACAUCUUCGCCAUCGCCAGCCUGGCCAACCCGGACUGGAUCAACACCGGCGAAUCCGCGGGUGCUCUCACAGUUGGCCUUGUGCGACAGUGUCAAACCAUCCAUGGACGUGACAGGACCUGUAUUCCUCCACGGCUGCCUCCUGAGUGGGUCACUACGUUAUUUUUCAUCAUUAUGGGAAUCAUUUCACUAACUGUCACAUGUGGUUUGCUGGUGGCUUCCCACUGGCGAAGAGAAGCUACUAAAUAUGCCCGCUGGAUAGCUUUCACUGGAAUGAUUCUAUUCUGCAUGGCAGCCCUAAUAUUCCCAAUAGGAUUUUACAUCAAUGAAGUUGGAGGUCAACCAUAUAAAUUACCCAAUAACACAGUUGUUGGGUCUUCGUAUGUACUGUUUGUCUUAUCCAUUUUCUUUACAAUAGUGGGACUUCUAUUUGCUGGCAAAGUUUGUUUACCUGGCUGAUGAAUGUCUGAACUGCAGGACUUUAUUUUGGAAAAGAGCAAGACAUCAGAAUUGCAUUCUCAGGAGGAUGCCUAGAUGAGACUAUCAAACACUUACUGAAAAGAGGAAUGCUUUGACUUGUUCUCACUAUGCACUUUGGAUGAAAAAAAAGGAGAGCCUUUCCCAUAACCAAAUACAGACAACGUUGAUUAAUCUCCUGAGCAUAUUUAAUGCAGUCAGGUCUGCACUGUGAUAGGAACUCGUGAAGAAUGCUUUACACUGAGAAGCAUAAUGCCCCACGUUACUGUAAUGUUCCUGUUUUUAAUGUCUAACGAUUUGGAAGUCAAAGUAUUUAUGAACUUUGUGGUAGACCAGAGGGUUGCAGAGGAAUUCAGGUGAGGCUGGCCUCACUGUUUAGGAGAUUAGUAUUUUACAUCUUCCUUCUGAUGAGCAAAGCCUUUGGCACCAAUGUGAUCAAUCUUGCAUUACUGCACCAAGAAGCCAAUAGAUGAAAACAUGUUCUCUAAAUGUAUGUAACAGCAAGACAUACAUCCCCCUCCUCCCCCAUAUGCUCUAGAAAAACACUA
Molecule: messenger RNA, 1127 nt
Organism: Calypte anna (Anna's hummingbird)
Lineage: Eukaryota; Metazoa; Chordata; Aves; Apodiformes; Trochilidae
Gene: MOSMO
Product: modulator of smoothened
Exons: 3
Coding region: 58-561 (167 amino acids)
Biological process (GO): negative regulation of smoothened signaling pathway
Cellular component (GO): Golgi apparatus; ciliary membrane
Source: RefSeq, a predicted model, not a curated record